Molecule: messenger RNA, 2138 nt
Organism: Sycon ciliatum
Lineage: Eukaryota; Metazoa; Porifera; Calcarea; Leucosolenida; Sycettidae
Product: profilin-4-like
Exons: 4
Coding region: 175-705 (176 amino acids)
Cellular component (GO): cell cortex
Molecular function (GO): actin monomer binding
Source: RefSeq, a predicted model, not a curated record
UGAUGACUGCUGAGUGCUGUUGUUCAAACUCAACGACCUACAAAAUGUUACAGUUACUACCACAAUGUAUGUCCCGCAUGAUUGGUGUGCUAGAUCGUAUGCUCUGAACUGCGCAUUUGCUGUAACACUGAACCUGUACUAGAAAUAAUACUCAUAGUCAUACUCAUACUAGUCAUGGCGGACGGGAACACGGGUAGAGGAAGAGAGGAGGAUCGUCCUGCUCAGGCAGUGCCGCCGGCAUCAUCGUCCAGUCUCGAGCCACAAAGCCAGGGAAGAAGCAAAUCGGCUGCUGCCAGGAGGAAAGUGGCGGUCAAUCAGAUGCAAGAUCUUCUUCACGAAGCGCUUAUCGACACGGGCCAUGUGCAGAGAUGUGCGCUGGUAAUGCUGAAGGACGGCAGCGUGCGCGCUACCAGCUUGGGCUAUCAGCCCUGCAAGAAGAGCAUCGCCAGCAUCAUCAGAAACUUCAAGCAGCCGCCUAUCCGUCGGCUAAGGGAGAUCGGCUUUGAGGGCAGACUGCACACGUGCAUGCGCAAUGACUCCGUGUCACUGUAUGCACGAGAUACAGACACCGGUAGAAGUGGGUUUGUUGCGACCAUGACGUCAACGUUCAUCAUCUAUGCUACGUACACAUCUGGCAUGUAUGCUAGCGUAUGUGUGGAAGCUGUCGAGAAGCUAGGUGACUACAUCCGUGAGAAAGGGAAAUAGCAAGUUAAUGAUGUUGAGAAUGGAGAACUUAUGAUCGCCACAUGUUCGAUGUGAUGCAUCCGAGUAUACCGGCCACCGUAGCAGGCAUUAGCUAGCCUCAAGCAGGUCUGUGACAUUGCGCAAACAAGGUAGCAAUUGCGAAGGUGUGCCGAGAGCUAGUGCUGAUGAUAUCUGCAAGUACAUGCUACUCCCAUGCCAUCACCAGCCAAGGUCUAUUGUGACUAUUGUCACUGACAGCGAUUACUCUAGAGCGAAGUAAGGACCAGUCAAGCCACGCCUUUGAUCGAGGAGAUCUCAUCAGAAGACUUUUUGAGCUGGAACUGCACGCACAGAACAUGGCCGCUAUCUGGCACAGGGCCCGUUGCUAUGAAUAACCUUUCCGGAAGUCCAAUCAGGCUCCUAUCAGUCAGUGCAGGUCUGCAUGAAUUGAUAUGCCCGGCCUGAACGUCGCACAGUGAAGGGAAUGGCUUCUCUCUGUAUCUCAGUAUCACUAACAUGUCAAUCUCCUCAACGGAUCACAUCUGCCCUUUCACAGCAUUCUACAGGACUACAGUAAUCAAGGUGAGCAGACUGAAUAUUAGCACUGGCUUGUUACGGGUGCAGAAUUUCAGAGCUGCAGAAUCUUCGGACAGCGUCUGAAUGUCCGAUCACAUGACUGGCCUCUAGCAUGCAGUUCUCAACGUACAGUUUGAAUCAGGGAAUCCAAACUGGCUACAAUCAUCAUUGUACAUUGUACAUUGUACAUUGUACAUUGUGCUGCACACUGACGCACAGUGAUGAUUUCUGUGCAUGUGCAUGUACAUGACUGUACGUCUGGUGUAUACUGCCCUGCACCUGCUGUGCUCUGGCCAACUGCAUGCCGCAGCACGCUGCCAUGCUAUUCCUGUUGUCACUGCAUGUGUAUACGUGUAUAACUCAGCAGCCUCGGUAAUACUAUACAAUGUAUUGUAGAAAGCCAUUCAGCCUGAGGAACGUGAUGGACUCAUACGCAUUUUGAGAUUCCCUACCACGUGCCUUGUGCACAUGUCUGUCGAAAAUCCACAACUGUUGACGUGCAUGCUACGGCUUCACCUGUACAUGUAUCGGUAUUACCAAUUUACUAUACUCUGCAUAAUAAUUAUGUCUUCGGUGUGGCCUUAGUGGCCUAGCCGACAAAACACCGGUAAUAGCUACAUUCUCUAGGUACUACUCUGACUAGUCUCAUAUUUAUUUUAGGGCCGUUCCACUGAAGAAUAUUUCACUGCAUCACACGCACACUUCUCAUGUGUCUAUUUCCGUGCCGCUUUCUAUCGGAGUGGAUCGUCACGCGCUAGUCUCAUACAAUGCAUUUAAAGGUCUUGGUUUUUGACAAUGUGCGGACUGUUGAUACGUACUCUCUUACACUACAUAUUCUACAUAGCAACGUGAUUCACGGUUGACUAGCGCACGCUGUA